AUGAUAAAGUUGUCCAGAUUUGAACAUUUGAAUCCAGGUGCUACAAGUGCCAAAGCCUUUGUUCGUUUUGGACACCACUACUUGAUUAAUCUCCCACGUUCAUUCGACGAUGAAUCAAUUAUGCUGGCCAGCAUCAAGAAACUAGAGGACGAGUUUGAGCGAGGUCGCUCUGCACGGGAACUGUACGAUUCCGUCCUGAUAGCAAAGCAAAAGCAACGGGCACAGGCCGCAGUCGAGAAUCUAAAUCAAGACGUCCAAUCCGAUGCAGAAGGCCAAAGCGAGGAAGGCGACUGGGGAAGCUACUCCGACGAUGAGCAGGAGGGAUGGGGAGGUCAGAAUAACCGUACGGAAGAGGAUAUGUCUGGCUAUGAUGGCAGCGGCGGUGGAGGCGGUGGGGGCGGUGGAGGUGGAAGACGGCCACGACGACCGCCGAUGAAGUUGCAGAGGGCUCACAGCGUUGCCCUUGGUGACAAAGGCGUUACUCAUUCUUUCUACUCGAUGAUCGCGUCUCAACACACCUCAUGGACAAAGAUAUACGCGGAGAAACGUCUUGGAAUGACAUUGAUCAAGGAGUCCGAAUCAUAUCAGGUGUCAAUCGUACAUGAGUCGUUUGAGUACAACGUCAGACUGACGAGUGAGUUGCAAUUGGAAAAAAUAUCUACACGCCCGUCCCGGUGGUUUAGCACAACACUGAAGAUGCGACAAGAAAUGGACGAGGAGACCCACACGAUGGACAUGACGCCAGACAUUCGCUUCUACGUGUCAACUACGGCGAACCUGCCUAAGACCGAUAGCUUGUACGUCAAACUGGAGGACUGCUGCAAGAAAGCGCCCGAUGGUCGCGGUGUCAUUGAGUUUUGCGACGACACGCGUGAUAAGGUGCGUAUCAGCCGUCACUUGUUGGACGCUGGAGAGUCCCCAGCAUGUAUUGGAACGGUGCGGCGCGUACGCGGUACGAUGUACUUCAAUUCGGCGACUCAAACCCAACUGUCAUUGAUGCAUAUCCGCGAGUUCGGCAUUCCCGAUCGGAACCCCGAAGAAGGCUUCAUGAGCGUUCGUGAUAAGGUUGAAGCGGAGUUUCUGCUACCCCCAUUGACGCCAGAGCGCCGCUUGCUUCCAGCCUUCGCCCGCGAGUUCUUGGCCACAGGAAUGGAGUUUGUCGACUUUUUGCGGGCUCAGGCUGAUCUGGAGAAGCCUUAG
Molecule: messenger RNA, 1200 nt
Organism: Hyaloperonospora brassicae
Lineage: Eukaryota; Oomycota; Peronosporomycetes; Peronosporales; Peronosporaceae
Source: the annotation of a GenBank genome assembly